GAUUUCGAAUAUGAUAAAACGUUAAAUUAUGAAAAUGGUGGUAAUGGGAAACGUAGAAUGAGUUAUGAGGAAAAUGAAACUGAAAGAGAAGAGAGUGAAAAUAUAAAACGUGCCAGAUUUGAUAAAUCGUGUGGAAUUUUUUCUGAUGAAAGUGUAGUUGAUGAUUGGUAUAAAGCUGUAUUAGAAUUAUCAAAAAAGAAUCCUAGUGAGGUUAAAUAUUCUAUUGAGAAGGUAUUUCGGGAAUGGUAUACAUUAUCUCAUUCAGAUCAUAUUAUUCAUAUAACUCGAAAUGCUCCUGAAAAUGAAUUAAAAGAAUUUAAAGGAAAAUGUUUCUGGUUAUUAAUGGACAAUGUGGGGGGUAGACAUAUACCUCUAAUUAAUAAUUUUGGAAGAAGUGGAGGAGGUAAUUCAGGUAUUAACAACCCCGGAUCAAAUUCAGGUUCAUCACCAUCCUUAUCUAUAUAA
This is a messenger RNA of Dentiscutata erythropus, 465 nucleotides long. The record is from the annotation of a GenBank genome assembly. NCBI's taxonomy places the organism in Eukaryota, Fungi, Glomeromycota, Glomeromycetes, Diversisporales, Gigasporaceae.